GCGAGAGAGAAAAUUACGGCAAAUUUCGCACUAAAAUGGAUUCUUUGACUUUCGCGAAUAGAUAGAAUUUUCUGUUUUGAUAACUUUAUCGAUCGACGCCAUGCAGGCAUUUCGUGAUUUAUUGAGACUGUUUGUGAUAGUUGGUGUGAUCGACCUUGUAAAAGGUCGAGGUCAUUUGAUUGACCCUCCCAUGAGGUCAAGUUUAUGGAGGUAUUAUCCGUGGAACCAGAUGAAUGUUCCUAAAAACGUAGAUGACACUGGACUAAACUGCGGGGGAUUCUGGCGGUUACAUGAAAUUAAUGGCGGGAAAUGCGGAUUGUGCGGCGAUUCCUAUGACGAGGUACGCAAAAACGAGGCUGGCGGGAAAUACGCAAAUGGCUACAUCGUCAAGAAGUAUUACCAGGACGAUCAAUUCAUGAACGUGACAGUGGACGUCCUCUCCAAUAUAGGCGGCUACUUCGAGUUCCAUCUCUGUCCUAACGACAACGUGACGUCACCAAUUACGCAAGAGUGCCUAGAUAAAUACCCGCUGACAAUAGAGGGGUACGGAAGUCGGUACGUACCGGAUACGGCCGUCAAACACAACCUGUUUCUCAAGAUCCCGGAUGGAGUCACGUGUUCGCAGUGUGUUCUUCAGUGGAAGUGGAUCGGGGGUAACAACUGGGGAGUAUGCCCUGAUGGCUACGGCGGACUUGGAUGCGGAAAACAGGAAGAAUAUUACAACUGCGCAGACAUUUCCAUCUUACCUCCUUCCGGUAACAGACCAAAGUUAGCUCGUCCCGCCAUUGUAAACCGGAACCCGGCCCCUCCCACUACAACACAAAACCCAAUAAUGCCUAUUCUACCCCCUUUUAUUCAAAGAUCCGAAAAGUAUAAGAAGUUUUAUAAAAAGUACAUUGAAAACGUAAUGAAAGGUAUGGUAGCAGGUAAAUGGUCCGACAACGCUAUUUCAAGCUUAGAAUACAAACUUGAAAAACAGAAACGAACCAACAAAUCAGAACAGAGUACAUUGUGGGUGCCGAACAGGACUUCCGACUUCCGGUUAACAGGAGAGUAUCCUGAUUGGUCGAGGCCAUCCCUCUCUGUCAAAAUGCCAGAUGUUUUACAACAGAACAGAGUUUACUCUUUUAUGGACAUAGUAAAGAAGAACUUGAAAAAUGGCGAGACCGAGAGUAGCUCCACAGUGUUAGUCGACAGACCUGUGAUCACGGGUCGGCCAGUUUAUCUACCUGAGGGACCCGUUAGUGUCCCCCUCCCCACAACAACAAUACCGACCCCUCCUUCGACCGUCACAACAAGCUCAGUUAAUAUUUAUGGCCAGCAGACAACCAUAUUCCCGCCAACCAGCGACCCAUUCUUGGACAAGGCAUAUUUCCGAUUUGUUUACAAUCCUAGAGACACAGCUCCACGGUUCACGUUAGCGACUCAACGCGUUCCCAUGACAACCACCACCCCGUUGCCAAGAAAAACAAACCCACCUUUAACAACCUCUUCGCCAAUCACACCAAACAUCGAAAAUAAAACCCAGACAAAAUUAACUACCACAACAACAAAUUCUCAAAAUACUGGAAGAUUAAACUUUCCUGAGUUUGAUUACGAACAAAUUCGGAACAACCGAAUCAUCGCACAGAGGAUUCCGUACUACCUCCACACGUCGGCUCUUCGAACUCCGACAGACCCUAUUACGUCAUUUUUCGACUCGAUGAUGAGCGUGUUUUCUCCCGCCAGUCCGGAUUAUCCGUCAGAAGUUCCGUAUUAUGACGUCAGUGUCACGGAUCCUAUGUACACUAAUUACCCAAGCGACAUCUAUCUUCCGAGUGUGGAUUCGCAAACCGCUUUCAACAAUCUCCAAAAGGCUGGCCUAGCAGAACAACGGAACCUUAUUUUACCUACUUCUAACAAUUUUGAAAGCACCAAAACAAAUACGCUGCUUUCAGAAAAAGCGCCUCAAAGAAACUCUUUUAUUUCUAUGGGAUUAUCAUCGGGAACGGAUGUGCAACGCUCUGGAGAAAGAAGAGGGAAUUCUCCGGAAGUGACGAAAUUGCGCAAUCAGCCGGAUAUUCCUUCGCGACAGUUGUCUAAUAACGAUGGGAGAUCCGGCGUGAGUGUUAUAGACUCUGCAGUCAGUAAACUCAGAUUUGCAUGAAACAUGUUUCUAUAGCUGUAUAAAGUCUAGUUAAAGUGAAAUUAUCAUUUCACAGUACAGAAAAGGAUACAAAAACAUGCCUUUUUCUCUCUGUGAGGUUUAUACUAGUUAUCCGAAAUUAUAUUCAACGAAGAGCUCUCUCUCUCUCUCUCUCUCUCUCUCUCUCUCUCUCUCUCUCUCUCUCUCUCUCUCUCUCUGUCUCUCUCUCUCUCUCAUUUAGCGUUGAGGAUAACCUUUUGUA
Magallana angulata is the source of this 2387-nucleotide messenger RNA. RefSeq lists its product as uncharacterized. The record is from RefSeq and is a predicted model, not a curated record. NCBI's taxonomy places the organism in Eukaryota, Metazoa, Mollusca, Bivalvia, Ostreida, Ostreidae. The coding region runs from base 101 to 2146 and encodes 681 amino acids. The transcript is spliced from 4 exons.